Nilaparvata lugens (brown planthopper) is the source of this 3493-nucleotide messenger RNA. Its product is annotated as cell wall protein IFF6. NCBI's taxonomy places the organism in Eukaryota, Metazoa, Arthropoda, Insecta, Hemiptera, Delphacidae. Bases 192 to 1379 code for a protein of 395 amino acids. The transcript is spliced from 9 exons. The record is from RefSeq and is a predicted model, not a curated record.
CAAGCCACUCAAUACAGUACUUGGACCACUCACUCAGUCGCCGUCUGCUCUGCUUUUGCUCAUUGCAUUGCUAGUUGCUAGUUGCUCAGAGACGCGAACGUUGUUGUUGUGCAUGUGCGUGUGCGUGUAUCGUCUGGAAUUAUUACAUCGCUGAAACCGCAGCAGCAGCAGCAGUAACACACUGUGUCGACAUGGUGUGUUGGGUGUCCAUCAUCGUGUUCUGCGCCGCCGUGCUAAGGGUCGCCGAAAACCUGCCCUUGGAGCAGGAUGACAUCUCCGCGCUCAAGUACCCCAGCGCGGAAGGCAGCGACAAUGCAUUCAGCGAAGAAGAAAAAGAGUUGGGCGACGCCUUGAGUAGGGAUAAAAGGACGAUAGGAUUUUUAAGGCAACUAUUCCCUGGCCUAUCGCAGAUAGUGGACAGAAAGAUCCAGAUGCUGACCAGACUGGCGUUCCGCCUGAUCGGGCGCCUGGUGUUGCGGGGCGGGGCAGGCGGCGGGGGCGGCACGGGCACCGCCUCGUCGGGCGACAGCGGCCGCAAGGUCAGCAUCACACUGCCCACCUACCCGCCCUCGGUCGACGACGACGAGGAUGAGGAUGAGAGUGGGGACAGCACCACCACCACCGCCCCCGACUCCGACUCAACCGCCUCCACCACAGAGGCUGACUCCACCACCACCCAAGCGAGUGAUUCGGAAAACCAGGUAGCAGAGUCACAGGUAUCAGAGGUCAAAGUGCGAAAAGCCAGAGAUACUGCCAAAGUUAACAACAACUCUGACCAACAGACAGCAGCAACUGGAGACAACGAUAACGAUCUCGACUCUUCAGACAGUGCCGCCGACAGUGAAGGAGAAGGCAGUGAAGACAGUCCGAGAAACAAACGAUUGCUCAACUUCAAUCUAGGAGGCGGUGGAAGCGGCAGUGGAGGUGGCUCGGGCAAUUUCCUCUUUGAUAUUAUCAGGCGAACGGCCGACGGAGCGGCGCGUAUGGCAGGCACGGUCUAUCGCGUACUCGCCGGGACGGACGACGUAGGACUGCCCGUCUACCCCCCGCUGCCGUCUGCCAAACAAUCGGCCCGCCAUCUACUGACCGGCAAUCAACCAAACCUGUUGGUAGCUGGAAGCGGCACGACCCAGGAGAAGGACGAGGCGGAGAACGCGCCGCUAGAGGACGGAUCGGUGUCGGCGUCGGUUGACGGAAGCGUCGACCUGACCGGUAAAGACGACGGCUACAGUGCCGGAGUGCCCGGGCCCCUCACAAGGCUGUUUGUUAUCGCCAAUCGCGGCAUCGCUAACCUCAUACAAGACUUGAUCCUUCGUCUGGCACAAACUAGUGAAAGAAUAGUGAACUUCAAGGCUCGACUCAUCACAUCCAUCAUUUAGAGAAACUGGUUCAGCUCAACGUCAUCAGAGCAGAAAGGCUCUUCCUGGUGCUGCGUGCUGCCUGUGCCACCACCAAUACCAUCUUGUCUGUUUACAAACAUGCUCGUUUCGAUCAUGUUCUGCUGUCAACGUUAAACCAAAGUAUGCGAAUGCGACAACACCACUACAAAUUCAAAUAAGUUGCAAUUAAAUCAAUUUAACUAACUCAUUUCAAUUUGUGGUGGUGCCGAUGGAGUAUUGUGGGAAGCCAAUAGCAAUCAAUAGAAAGUUUUAACUGCUAUUGAUAAAAUCAAUUAAUGUUCAGAAUAUAGAUUAACUAUUCAGCUCAAUAUCAAACGGCAAACUGUAGCUCAGUUAUAAAAAAGUUCCAUCAAGUGAUAUUUAGUCCAUUUAUUAAUCCUAUGAGAAUAUUUUUUUUUAUAUAGGCAAUGAGGUUAAAAUAUGAUUUCCUCUAUUCAGCAUGUUUCAGUAUUCCUUCUCGAACUAUUAGACUGACUGUGAAAAGUAUGAAUGUUGGUGUUCACAAACUUUAGAAAAUCAAAAUUAUUUUAUCAAGCUGAGAAGAAUAGUUAUCGAUUAAGACAAGCGUUACACUUAUAUGUAAUUAUUAUAAUUUCAUAAGUAUUUCAGUUGAGCCAUAAUUUUUUUUCACACUUUUAUUUUAAAUGUUUUCCAAGUUUUGUGCUCAAACUUUCGUUAUGACAAUGAAAUACCUAAGAUUAUCUAAAGAAAUAUUUUCCCUUUUAAAGUAAAUCGAACUUUAAUGCAUCCUUCUGAAAUUCUAUUUUUUCUUAUAAUAGUACCUAAUCCUAUUUCUUCAGCUUUAUUUGAGUAUUUGCUCAAUUUUAAUGCAGAUGGGCUACUAUAAUAUAAGUAGUGCAUCAAAUAAUUCACGGUAAAGAGUAUAGAUUUAAUCAAUCGUCUAUUUUUGUAAUGAAUUUCUCUUCUACAUCUUUUUCUCAAUUAUUAUUAUUAUUCUUAGAAAUAAAAAAGUGUGCUGUUAUUUAUUUAUCAAUUGGACAAUUUUCUGUAAAUUUUUUUUCCAAUUAAAUUUUCUUUUAUUUUAUUGGAGAAGAACUUGAAAUUUCCAUUUAGAGCAUACUUUUCUUACUAAGGUUCCGAAUUAUACAUAGAUUUAGUGUCAGUUGUUUGGUGUUAUGAAUAAAUUUUUCUAAUGACAUUCACAUAACAGCAUUGUGUCCUCUGCAAACGGUGAGGAACUAUUGUUAUUAAUAAUGCAAAAAUUACUUUUGCAAUAGCCUAUUGGAAAUAAGUCCUGCUAGAAAACAUUAUUUAUGUGAAUAAUAUUUUUUGAGCGUGGUGGCUCUCAAAAUAUCAUCUAUAGGAGUAUCGAACGAUUCAAUGUAAGAAAGUUAUUUAAUUCUAUGAUGAUUGGAAUAUGUUCAUUUGUAGUUCAAAUCGAAUUCUGAAUUUAAGUUAUUCCGUGACCAGGACAAGAGAUUAAUAUUCUAAAUGUUUUUUUAUUUUUGUUAUUCAAUUUCAAAACUGAUUCUUCUUCUAUAAGUUUUAUUUGAAUGUUGCCAUUAAAAAUUAUAACAAAAUGAUAAAUUAUUAUGCUUUCACAUGGAAAGAUAUUUAUCACAUACAUUUCCCAAUAAAUCAAUAACAUUACGGUACCGUAACGUAAUGGAAAUGUUGUUAUAAUUAUUCACUUUUGUCCUGGUACUUAUUUAUAUCUUGUAUUGGAUGUUAUUCAUGAGGAAUGAAUCAUCUAUCACUCUUCAGUGUGACUAUACCUUAACUAUAUUAUACUGAAAUAGUGAUAAAUUAUUAUUCUUUUGUGUUGAAUGAGACUAUAUAUAUUCAAAGAAGAGCUAUGUUUCUCUAAAUGUUGUACUAUGUAAAUAAUGAUGUACAAAUCAUCCACCAAGGAAUAAAAAUAAAUUGUAAAUUUGUUUUCCAUCCAUCACUUUAUUAUAAAUAGAACAUUUUUUGCUCACUUUGAAUAUCAAAUUCCAUUAAAUAGAUUCGCUUAAUUUUUAUGCCUCUAAGAUAAUGGUCCUGUAUGAAUAAUAGUGAAUUAUGAAAUUAUUUUUAUAUACUUAUGAAAUGGUGUGUAAAUAUGUAAAGAGAUUUUAUAAGGACAACAAAAA